UGGUCUUCUGCAACCCUUUUUGAACCGGGCUUCCGAUCCGCUUCCGGGCACCGCGGGGCCCCAUGGGCGGUGGCAGUUCCACCGGCGCCUCCUACGCCACCGCGGCGCCCGCGCCCGCGGAAGCCGCGCCGCUGCCCAACGCUUCGUCCUCGGCGUCCUCGGGGUCGGUGCUGGGCAAGGGCGCUGAAAGGAGGGUGGAGGCCGUUGCUUCUACCAGAGCCACUAGCUCCGCCAGUGGCGCAGCUGAAAGUCACUCAUGGCAUGGCACGCAGGAUGGCCGGAUCCGAGAGAAGCUGAUGCAGGCCAUCCGCUUUCGGAAGAAGUACCUCCACCAGGCGGCCGUGGUGCCGCCGGUGGACCCUGCAGCUGACACGACACGCGCGACGCUGGCCGCGGGGAAGGUCAUGGUCAUGGUCGAUGGCGUGGCCGAAAUCCCAGGUGUGGAGGGGGCAGCAACAAGCAGCUGCUGCGAUCGAUUUGCAUGUGAGAGGUUCUGGAGUUUCAUCAUUUCCAAGAUGUCUUCCCAAGAUCAGCUGGGAAAUAGACUUAGACAUGCUGUUUGGGUUCCAAAACUGGAACCGGUCAGGUACGGAAGUGCGGUACCAAGCAAGCACACUCCGUAAAUAGGACACUGGCCUUCUGAAUCAAUCGCUGGAGGAUCUUUGCUCCACUCUCCGCCCAAAAACCACG
Molecule: messenger RNA, 690 nt
Organism: Durusdinium trenchii
Lineage: Eukaryota; Dinophyceae; Suessiales; Symbiodiniaceae
Source: the annotation of a GenBank genome assembly